Oryzias latipes (Japanese medaka) is the source of this 1250-nucleotide messenger RNA. Its product is annotated as snRNA-activating protein complex subunit 1. Gene Ontology annotation, biological process: snRNA transcription by RNA polymerase II; snRNA transcription by RNA polymerase III. Lineage: Eukaryota; Metazoa; Chordata; Actinopteri; Beloniformes; Adrianichthyidae. Gene Ontology annotation, molecular function: sequence-specific DNA binding. The record is from RefSeq and is a predicted model, not a curated record. Gene Ontology annotation, cellular component: snRNA-activating protein complex.
UGUGGUGUAAUUUAUAGGGCGUCGCUCCCCGUUUCCUCGCUGAUGAGACACCUGUUCCACCUGGGCGCACGUGCCGAACACCCGCGGCCGGCAUGCCUCGCGUUCAUCCGAUUUACUCCGACUUCUUCUACGAGCCUCUGACCGAGGACGUGGAGGAGCUGCUGGGCCGGUUCCAGCAGACCGACUCGGUCCGGUACGAGGUCUUCUCCGCCCUCUGGAGGGACAUGAGCUUCUCGGACGUCUUCGCGGGACUCGGCAACUACAGCGAAGCGAGGCGGUUCUGCAGGGUCGCUCUGGCCACCGCCGCCAAGUUCUUCCUGCCGCCCUACAGCUACCAGAUCCGAACCGGCGGCCUGUACCUGCUGUUCGCCUUCUUCCACACGCAGCCCGCCUCGCCUCCUCUGAGGAUCCGGCUGGCCCUGAAGGACUGGACUCACGUGGAGAUGUUCCUGCGAGACUCCGUGAGGGCGCAGCACUACGACGUGGUGUUCGUGUACGAGAAGCUGGCGGCGGAGAAGGCCUUCCACUACGCCGCCAUGCCUCAUUUGCUCUGCUUCCAGAGGCAGAUUCACCCGAAGAAGCACCCCGAGUGUCCGGAGUUCCUGAGGAGGAGCGCCGCGGUGCAGGACCUGCUGCCUGCAGACCUCAUGGAGGAGGUGAGGAACAUCCAGAGCCACUACGAGAAGCUCAAAGAGGACACCGAGCAGGUCAGCAGCCGGGCCACCAUGACCCUGCCAGACUUCCACCAGCGCCUGCAGGCCUGCAUGUCCGAGUUCCUCACCUGGCAGGAGAAGACUUACACCUCCAAGGCCCACAAGAGCACCAAAGAGGAUGAAGAUUCAGCCGAGGAGGAGGAUGAGGAGGGGGAGGAGUCCUGCAGCAAAAGAAGAGCCAGACUCCUGUCCUCCAUCAAGCAGAGGAGCUACAACAGCUUCCAGAAGGCGCCACGGUCCAGGAGACACCGGCAUGCCGAGAUCCAGGAUGGGUCCAGCUCCAGUGCCGAGCAGGGUGGGGCGCCAGCUCCCCCCCUGUACAAGCGGCCUCCAUCUUUGCGGGCCAGGACCUGGAUGAGCCUGGGAAAGGAUGAGAAGGACAGCAAGGCCCACGCCUGGCUGCUGAGCGUUCCCGAACAGCUGGAGAGCAUGCAGGUCAAGAGGUUCCGCCGGACCACACCGUUCAAGCUGUGAGGAAGACGGCUAUCCCGGAUUCUGGGACAAGUUCACACAUUUAAUAAAGGUUCAGUUCUGGCA